Messenger RNA from Penicillium brasilianum, 360 nucleotides. NCBI's taxonomy places the organism in Eukaryota, Fungi, Ascomycota, Eurotiomycetes, Eurotiales, Aspergillaceae. The record is from the annotation of a GenBank genome assembly.
AUGGGAAAGCGCAAGAAGUCAAGCAGAACGCCCCAAGGGCCCCGAAAGCGGGAACCCCUCGCAACCACCUUCGCUUGCCUCUUCUGCAACCACGAGAAUUCGGUCGUCGUCAAACUCGAUAAGAAGUUGGGCUUGGGUGACCUUUCUUGCAAGGUCUGCGGUCAGAAGUUUCAGACCGGAAUCAACUAUUUAUCUGCCGCCGUGGACGUGUACUCCGACUGGGUGGAUGCCUGCGACGCCGUGGCCAAGGACACUGCCAACCAGUAUGACGGGGCCGUGGGAUCGAUAGGCAAUAGCAAAUCGGAUGCUCUAGCCAAUGCUGGACAUGGAGAUGCCUAUGAGGACGACGAUGACUAUUGA